GAUAUUGCAAUGAAUAUAAAUGUAGUCGGGGCCAAGAAUGUCCUCAAGUUUGCUAAGAGUUGUAAAAAAGUAAAAAUGCUUCUUCAUGUAUCUACCGCUUAUGUUUGCGGCAAAACAACAGGAAUUUUAUCAGAAAAAUCGUUAGUUAUGGGUGAGACGCUGAACAAAAACUCUUAUUUGGAUAUGGAUAAAGAAAGGAGCAUUAUAGCAAGCAAAUUUAGGGAACUUAGAGCUCAAAAUGCGACAGCAAAAGAAUUGACAAUAGGUAUGAAAGAACUCGGCCUACAAAGGGCAAGGUUACAUGGAUGGCAAAACACAUAUUCUUUCACAAAAGCAAUGGGAGAGAUGAUUUUGGGAGACUUGAAGGAAAAUGUAGAGAUUGUUAUCAUACGUCCAGCGGUUAUAACUAGUACCUACAAAGAGCCAUUUCCUGGAUGGAUAGAAGGAGUAAAAACAGUGGAUUCAUUUAUUUUGGCUUAUGGAAAAGGUGUACUGAAAUUCUACUAUGGUGAUCCUAACUCAAAAUUUGAUGCGAUUCCAGGAGAUAUGGUGGUGAACACAAUCCUUGCCGCGAUUAUAGCACAUGAAAAUCAAUAUUCUCAACAAGUAGUUAUUUAUCACAGCAGCUCUUCUUUAAACAAUCCUCUAAAAAAUUCAGACUUAAUGCUUUACGCGUUUAACUAUUUCACAAAAAAUCCAUGGGCUAAUAAAGAUGGGAAAAUGAUCAAAGUGAAGGCUCCUAUGCGUCCAUUUAGCAGCAUGACUAGCUAUCGCAAACACAUUUCAACUCAUUAUUUGCCACUCUUAAAGAUGUUAAAGUUUGUGAAUCAAGUUUCAUGCCAUCGCUACGAAAAAAACUAUCUACUUAUGAAAAAGAAGAUAUCUAAGGCUAUACGUCUGACUGAACUAUACGAACCCUAUGUGUUUUUCUAUGGAAGUUUUGAUGAGGUUAAUGCUGAAAAAUUGAGAUUGGCAAUGAAGGAAAUUAACAUGGAUCAAGUGCUUAAUUUUGACUCACGUUGCAUCAAAUGGGAGGAUUACUUUAUGAAUGCUCACAUUCCUGGUGCUGUCAAGUACCUCUUCUAAGGAUUAUAUGCUUCAGCUUUUAAUUUGUGUGUACUUGUUAUGCAAUAUUAUCAUGUCUAAAUUUAAUAAAAGUGAUACAAAUUUGGGUUUU
Solanum pennellii is the source of this 1177-nucleotide messenger RNA. Its product is annotated as fatty acyl-CoA reductase 3-like. The transcript is spliced from 7 exons. Gene Ontology annotation, biological process: suberin biosynthetic process; long-chain fatty-acyl-CoA metabolic process. Gene Ontology annotation, cellular component: intracellular membrane-bounded organelle. Bases 10 to 1086 code for a protein of 358 amino acids. NCBI's taxonomy places the organism in Eukaryota, Viridiplantae, Streptophyta, Magnoliopsida, Solanales, Solanaceae. Gene Ontology annotation, molecular function: alcohol-forming very long-chain fatty acyl-CoA reductase (NADP+) activity. The record is from RefSeq and is a predicted model, not a curated record.